UAUGAUCCUUUUGCAGAACACCGUCCUCAAAAGAUUGCAGAUCGGGAAGAUGAGUACAAGAAGCACAGGCGGAUGAUGAUAAUUUCCCCUGAGCGUCUUGAUCCUUUUGCAGAUGGUAGAAGGACAAGAAAAUAAUGAGCCAUUGCCAUAGAAACACAAAGGGUUAAAGGUUUCUCUUUUCAUUUUGUUUUGGGUUGUGCAUUAUACUUUGAACAGCUUGUGUAUUGAGUGCUCAAAUUCUUUCAGUACCUUGAAAGUUUUCAUUCCAAAUCAUAGAUUUACAGGGUUACUGCUUUUGAAAUGCUAGUUCUCAAAAUAGAGCACCUUAUUCUUACCAUCCUAUGUAAACUUAGGUGGUAUAGCUAAAAGAAACAAAAGCAUAUAUAAGACUUUGAUACUAUUAAUAGUUCAAGUCUGUUCUGAUAAUUUUAGAAUGCAAGUCAGGAAAAGGGGUAUUAGUGGGUCUGACAGAAACUUUCUUCAGGUGAGUGAGUUUCACGUGUGGCAGUAAGGUGCCUGUUGGCUUAAAAAUGGUAGCUAUUUUGCAGGUUUUACAAAUGAGAAUUUCAGCCUGCAUGAAUUAAUAGGGAUAUUAAUUAUUUUACUUGCUUAAUUGUAAUUGAUAUAAACAUGUAUUGUCAGCAUUCACAGGCCCAUACUAACUGUCCUUAAUUUCUUUCCUACAGCAGUACUGCUAUAUGCCAGUCCUGUCUGCAUUCUUAAGGGUGCAGUUCAACACAUCCUGUGUAGAUUAUGGUGAAAAAGUAUUCCAAAGGAAAGUCCUAUCAAAGCUAGUGUCAGAAUGACACAGCCAAUUGGGCAAUGAUCUUCAGCAUAGAAAUGUUAAAGAAGUUUAUUUUUUUCCCUAAAUUAUAAUGCUAUACCACUUGUAUAGCAAACCUGCACAUUUUUCUUAAAGAAAAGUGUUUUUCUUGACAAGUCUCAUUUUUAUAAAGUUGGGCUUCUUGUAAGGUAUUUAAAAGCUUAAUUAACGCAAGAUACACAGCAUAAACCAACAUAUGGUAUACAAAACCCAUUACCUGUGAGUAUCAUUGUGGUGGUGUAUGUACUGUAUUGCAUUCAGCUCCCAAUCACAGUUGUACCUUGAGAAGACAAGAGGGGGAAAAUGUCAUCAAACAGUUUUUUGGGGUGUUUUGGUUUGGUUUGGUUUGAUUUUUUAAAUGAAGCCCUUUUACAAUAUGACACUAGAAGAUCUGGGAGACGUGUCCAAAUUUGUCAAACUUAUAAAUGGGUCUAUAUGAUAAAACAUUUUGAACAUUACUUAGGUAUGCAGUAGUUAUUUAUAGUCAGAUUACUAGGAUUUAACAGCUUACACAAGGUAAUGUUUUGAAUAUAAAUAUCUUUCCAAAGUGUUACUAAUGGUAAAGAGAUAAUUUUCUAGGCUUCUAUUCUGCUGCUUGAAGUCAGAACUGCUGAUGGAGACAAAGGCACGAAAGUGUACGUAUUCCGGAUUAGCAACCCAGGAACCCAUCACUUCUGAAGACUCUUAACUGUGUUGUCAUUUUAUCAUUUAUAUCGGCUUUAAAAUAUUUGUUUGAAACUGCAGUAGUUAUGUUUGUGUUCAAACAGGUUAAAUUGAUCAGCAAACUGAAUAAACGUAAGAUACAUGUAAUUUUUAAAAUUUUCAAUCAAAAAGUAAAAUUAAAUGAUCAUGGAAUAAUAUAAUAUUAGAGCAGGACAAUAGAAAAAGUCAGCGGUUUCUGCUUAUCCUGUACUCAUUGUGCUCUAUUCCUGUUGCUGUUCUCUUCUGCAGGAGGGAAGACACCAGAUCCUAAAAUGAAUGCCAGAACAUACAUGGAUGUUAUGCGCGAACAGCAUUUAACAAAGGAAGAGAGGGAAAUUAGGCAACAGCUAGCUGAAAAAGCUAAAGCUGGAGAGCUUAAAGUCGUCAAUGGAGCCGCGUCUCAGCCACCUUCAAAACGCAAGCGGCGUUGGGAUCAGACAGCUGAUCAGACUCCUGGUGCUACACCUAAAAAGUUAUCCAGUUGGGAUCAAGCAGAGACUCCUGGACAUACACCAUCUCUGCGAUGGGAUGAAACUCCGGGCCGUGCAAAGGGUAGUGAAACUCCUGGUGCCACACCAGGCUCAAAAAUAUGGGAUCCGACUCCCAGUCAUACACCAGCAGGAGCUGCAACACCUGGACGGGACACGCCCGGUCACGCCACACCAGGCCACGGAGGUGCCACUUCCAGUGCACGUAAAAAUCGAUGGGAUGAAACGCCUAAAACAGAAAGAGAUACUCCGGGACAUGGCAGCGGAUGGGCUGAGACGCCUCGUACGGAUAGAGGUGGUGACUCCAUUGGUGAGACGCCAACCCCAGGAGCAAGUAAAAGAAAGUCGCGAUGGGAUGAAACACCUGCUAGCCAGAUGGGUGGCAGCACUCCUGUUCUGACACCUGGCAAAACACCCAUUGGUACACCAGCUAUGAACAUGGCAACUCCUACACCAGGUCAUAUCAUGAGCAUGACUCCUGAACAGCUGCAGGCUUGGCGCUGGGAAAGGGAAAUUGAUGAGAGAAACAGACCACUUUCUGAUGAAGAAUUGGAUGCUAUGUUUCCAGAAGGAUAUAAGGUUCUUCCCCCACCAGCUGGGUAUGUACCUAUUCGUACUCCAGCUCGCAAGCUUACAGCAACUCCAACACCUUUGGGUGGUAUGACUGGAUUCCACAUGCAGACAGAAGACAGAACUAUGAAGAGUGUUAAUGACCAGCCAUCUGGCAAUCUUCCAUUCCUAAAACCAGACGAUAUCCAAUACUUUGAUAAACUGCUGGUUGAUGUUGAUGAAUCAACUUUGAGUCCUGAAGAACAGAAGGAGAGAAAAAUAAUGAAAUUACUUCUGAAAAUAAAGAAUGGCACACCUCCCAUGAGAAAGGCUGCAUUGCGACAAAUUACUGAUAAAGCACGGGAGUUUGGAGCAGGGCCAUUGUUUAAUCAGAUUCUGCCUCUGCUGAUGUCACCGACACUUGAAGAUCAGGAGCGUCACUUGCUUGUCAAAGUCAUCGACAGAAUUCUUUACAAACUGGAUGAUUUGGUCCGACCAUACGUACACAAGAUCCUUGUCGUUAUUGAACCACUGCUGAUUGAUGAAGACUACUAUGCUAGAGUGGAAGGCAGAGAAAUUAUUUCAAACUUGGCUAAGGCUGCUGGCUUGGCGACAAUGAUCUCCACAAUGCGACCUGAUAUCGACAAUAUGGAUGAAUAUGUCCGAAAUACAACAGCUCGAGCCUUUGCUGUUGUUGCUUCUGCUUUGGGCAUUCCUUCUCUGUUGCCCUUCCUGAAAGCUGUCUGUAAAAGCAAAAAAUCCUGGCAGGCUAGGCAUACCGGCAUCAAGAUUGUUCAGCAGAUUGCUAUCCUUAUGGGUUGUGCUAUAUUGCCUCAUCUCAGGAGCUUGGUUGAAAUUAUUGAACACGGUCUGGUGGAUGAGCAGCAGAAAGUUCGCACCAUCAGUGCUUUGGCUAUUGCUGCUUUGGCAGAGGCAGCCACUCCCUAUGGUAUUGAGUCAUUUGAUUCUGUUCUGAAGCCUUUAUGGAAGGGUAUACGUCAACACAGAGGAAAGGGUUUGGCUGCCUUUUUGAAGGCUAUUGGUUACCUGAUUCCACUCAUGGAUGCUGAGUAUGCAAACUAUUAUACCAGAGAAGUCAUGCUAAUCCUUAUCAGGGAGUUCCAGUCUCCUGAUGAAGAGAUGAAAAAAAUUGUGUUGAAGGUGGUAAAGCAGUGCUGUGGUACGGAUGGUGUUGAAGCAAACUACAUUAAAACAGAAAUCUUGCCCCCUUUUUUCAAACACUUCUGGCAGCACAGAAUGGCAUUGGACAGAAGAAAUUACAGACAGUUGGUUGAUACAACUGUGGAGCUGGCAAAUAAAGUUGGAGCAGCAGAAAUUAUUUCCAGGAUUGUGGAUGAUCUGAAAGAUGAGGCUGAGCAGUACAGAAAAAUGGUCAUGGAAACAAUUGAGAAGAUAAUGGGAAAUCUGGGGGCAGCAGACAUUGAUCAUAAACUGGAAGAACAACUUAUUGAUGGCAUCUUGUACGCCUUUCAGGAGCAGACCACGGAGGAUUCUGUGAUGCUGAAUGGUUUUGGCACAGUAGUUAAUGCUCUAGGCAAAAGAGUGAAACCCUACUUACCACAGAUCUGUGGUACAGUCUUGUGGCGUCUGAACAACAAAUCAGCUAAAGUUAGGCAGCAGGCUGCUGACCUGAUCUCUCGUACUGCAGUUGUCAUGAAGACUUGUCAAGAGGAAAAACUGAUGGGACACUUGGGUGUUGUGUUGUAUGAGUACCUGGGCGAAGAAUAUCCUGAAGUACUGGGCAGCAUCCUCGGAGCACUUAAAGCUAUUGUGAAUGUUAUAGGAAUGCACAAGAUGACGCCACCAAUCAAAGAUCUCCUGCCACGGCUUACACCUAUUUUGAAGAACAGACAUGAGAAAGUACAGGAGAACUGUAUUGAUCUUGUGGGGCGCAUUGCAGACCGAGGUGCAGAAUAUGUUUCUGCAAGAGAAUGGAUGAGGAUCUGCUUUGAACUGCUUGAAUUAUUAAAAGCUCACAAGAAAGCUAUCCGGAGAGCCACAGUGAACACUUUUGGUUAUAUUGCAAAAGCAAUUGGACCCCACGAUGUAUUGGCCACACUGCUGAACAACUUGAAAGUACAGGAAAGGCAGAACAGAGUAUGUACUACAGUAGCAAUUGCUAUUGUAGCUGAAACAUGCUCACCUUUCACAGUGCUGCCUGCGCUCAUGAAUGAAUACAGAGUUCCAGAACUGAAUGUCCAGAAUGGUGUGUUAAAAUCUCUUUCUUUCCUGUUUGAAUACAUUGGAGAGAUGGGAAAAGAUUACAUUUACGCAGUUACACCACUGCUUGAAGAUGCAUUAAUGGACAGGGAUCUUGUGCACAGACAAACAGCCAGUGCUGUGGUGCAACAUAUGUCGCUUGGUGUUUAUGGGUUUGGCUGUGAAGAUUCUCUUAAUCACUUGUUAAAUUAUGUGUGGCCUAAUGUGUUUGAAACCUCUCCUCACGUCAUUCAGGCAGUUAUGGGGGCUCUGGAGGGCCUCAGAGUUGCUAUCGGUCCCUGCAGAAUGUUGCAGUAUUGUUUACAGGGUUUGUUUCACCCUGCCAGGAAAGUCAGAGAUGUUUAUUGGAAGAUCUAUAAUUCGAUCUACAUAGGAUCACAAGAUGCUCUGAUAGCACAUUAUCCAAGGAUCUAUAAUGAUGAAAAGAACACCUAUAUUCGUUACGAACUUGAUUACAUCUUAUAAUCUUCUUGUUCAGUUGUUUGUGUUUAAUGCACAGCUGUUCUUCAAUUAAAUGCUUCAGAUUUGAUGAUGUAAAAUUUUAAAAUAUUGGAGAUCAGUAUAGAGCUGGUCAGAGGCAGAGCUAGGUAUCCAGUAGCAUGAUUUUUUAAAUAUGUCCUUGUUUUUUGAUGUUAAACAGUUAAAGCCAGUAGUGACCAAGAAAACAGUGAUUACCAUGUACUGGAGGGAUUUCAUUUUGGAUUCAUCUUUAUGAAGAUUUAGAUUUCAUUCCUUGUGUUUAAAGGGGAAGUUUAUUUGAGAAAUAAACAUUUGUGUAUAAAAACUAAUUUGUGUGUCGUUUUUGGACAGAGGGCCUUGUAAAACGAGUCCCUUUGGAUUAAGUAUUUGUUCAUGUAAUAAAUAGGUGGCAUAAAACAUUUUCACCCUUUUUGUCAUCCUCUAGCUUUUGAAUAAAUAAGAAAAAUGUACAAACUGUA
Molecule: messenger RNA, 5741 nt
Organism: Falco peregrinus (peregrine falcon)
Lineage: Eukaryota; Metazoa; Chordata; Aves; Falconiformes; Falconidae
Gene: SF3B1
Product: splicing factor 3b subunit 1
Exons: 22
Coding region: 1798-5268 (1156 amino acids)
Biological process (GO): spliceosomal complex assembly
Cellular component (GO): U12-type spliceosomal complex; U2 snRNP; catalytic step 2 spliceosome
Molecular function (GO): mRNA binding
Source: RefSeq, a predicted model, not a curated record